GGUUUUUAAUACAGACGAACGCACUACAAGAUAAAGAAACUUAUCAACAGGCUAUUACUCAUCUUAAUCAUAACAAUUGAAACAUGUGAUGGAAACCAUUUCAGUACAUUGUUGUCGCAGCUGCCAAAACUGAUAAAACAAAUACGUUCAAAUGCAACAUUUUUAUCGGUUGAACAAUUUAUCAUUUUUUCUAAAUUCACUUGCUCUACGCUUGUCGGUUCGGUUAACACAUACCAUUAUCACUUCUAUUCAAACAGCUGGCCGUACAGCACAUAUUGAUAACUGUCACACAAAACAUACUCGACAAUUCGCAUUACCGAUUCGACAUAUCUGUUCGAGUGUGAAAUUUCCGGAAAAGUGCAAAAUGUAUCCACCAAUUGAACCUUUCAAUACCGGUCACUUGGAGGUAUCCAGUGUUCACAAGAUAUACUAUGAGCAGUGUGGAAACAAGAGUGGUUUACCAAUCGUCUUUGUUCAUGGUGGCCCUGGGGGUGGCAUCUCACCUUAUGAUCGAAAAUAUUUCGAUCCGGAAGCAUAUCACAUUAUACUCUUUGAUCAACGAGGUGCUGGAAAAUCGACACCAGCAUUUAGUCUAGAGGAAAAUGAUACGUGGUCUCUGGUCGCUGACAUGGAGAAGUUGAGAGUCCAUCUUGAAGUGGAUCGAUGGAUAUUGUUUGGCGGCAGUUGGGGUUCAACACUGUCAUUAGCCUAUGCUGAGAAACACAUCGAUCGCGUUGUCGCUAUGAUAUUGCGCGGCAUUUUCACUCUUCGUGACGAGGAAAUUCAAUUUUUCUAUCAGAGCGGAUCGUCCUACAUAUUCCCUGACGUGUGGGAAAAAUAUGUGGCACCGAUUCCCGAAAACGAACGCAAUGACUUCGUGUCUGCAUACUACAAACGACUCACUGGAAAUGAUGAAGCAGAGAGGCUACGAUGUGCCAAAGCAUGGUCUACUUGGGAAAUGGCUACGUCACAGCUGAAGGUGAAUCCAGAAAAUCUGUUACGCGCCGAAGAUGAUACAUGGGCUCUGGCUUUCGCUCGAAUUGAAUGCCACUUUUUCAACAACAAAGGUUUCAUGAAACCGAAUCAGUUGAUUGACGACGCUCAUAUCAUACGUGACGCUAAAAUACCUGUGACGAUAGUGCAGGGACGUUAUGAUGUGGUUUGUCCAGCGAAAACGGCAUGGGACCUGUACAAACAACUACCAGAGGCUGAAUUCUUUUUCGUGGAUGAUGCUGGACACUCGGCAAAGGAGGCCGGAACAACAAAGAAAUUGGUAGAAGCAUGCGAUAAGUACAAAAGUUUGACUCCUAAGUCUUCGGCAUAGUAGACUGUUGCUACAAAAGUUAGCUGUUGUUGUAAGGACGCUUACACUGAAAUAUUAAAGCGAGCCUUUUGAAGAUCAUGUAA
This is a messenger RNA of Bradysia coprophila, 1407 nucleotides long. Its product is annotated as putative proline iminopeptidase. Gene Ontology annotation, cellular component: cytoplasm. The record is from RefSeq and is a predicted model, not a curated record. Gene Ontology annotation, biological process: proteolysis. Gene Ontology annotation, molecular function: aminopeptidase activity. Lineage: Eukaryota; Metazoa; Arthropoda; Insecta; Diptera; Sciaridae.